CGGGGUAGGGGGUGGCCGGGCCCGGCCCAUGGACCGUCCGCGCCUGAGGCGGAGCCCGCGGAAGGAGCCGCUCGGCCGCGGGAGGCGGCGCGGGGCUGCCGAGCGCGGCUGAGCCCCGGGGCCUUCGCCCCAGCCCCGUCCCGCCCGCGCCCCGCGCCCGCCGCCCCAGCGGCACCAUGUCGGCCAAGGUGCGGCUGAAGCGGCUGGAACAGCUGGUGCUGGACGGGCCGCAGCGGCACGACAGCGUGCUGAGCGUGGAGACUCUGCUCGACCUCCUGGUCGGCGUCUACGCCGAGUGCAGCCGCGACUCGCCGCUCCGCCGCGACCGAUACGUGUCCGACUUCCUCGAGUGGGCAAAACCAUUUACAAAACUGGUAAAGGAAAUGCAACUCCAUCGAGAUGACUUUGAAAUUAUAAAAGUGAUCGGAAGAGGUGCAUUUGGAGAGGUUGCAGUUGUUAAAAUGAAGUGUACAGAGCGCAUUUAUGCAAUGAAAAUUCUGAAUAAGUGGGAAAUGCUUAAAAGGGCAGAGACAGCUUGCUUCCGAGAGGAGAGAAAUGUCUUGGUGAAUGGAGAUUGUCAGUGGAUUACUACAUUGCACUACGCCUUUCAAGAUGAGAACUAUUUGUAUCUAGUGAUGGACUACUAUGUUGGUGGUGACUUGCUGACACUUCUCAGUAAGUUUGAAGACAAGCUUCCAGAAGAUAUGGCUAGGUUCUACAUUGGUGAAAUGGUGCUUGCUAUACAUUCCAUACAUGAACUGCAUUAUGUGCACAGGGACAUAAAGCCUGAUAAUGUUCUUUUGGACAUGAACGGCCACAUACGACUGGCAGACUUUGGGUCCUGUCUGAAAAUGAGUGAAGAUGGCACAGUACAGUCAUCAGUAGCAGUGGGUACACCUGACUACAUCUCUCCUGAGAUCCUGCAAGCAAUGGAGGAUGGAAUGGGGAAAUACGGGCCCGAAUGUGACUGGUGGUCACUGGGUGUCUGCAUGUAUGAAAUGCUGUAUGGGGAAACACCCUUCUAUGCAGAGUCACUAGUGGAAACCUAUGGGAAGAUUAUGAACCAUGAAGAACGAUUUCAGUUUCCAUCCCAUGUUACAGAUGUAUCUGAAGAAGCAAAAGAUCUUAUUCAACGACUUAUCUGCAGCAGGGAGCGUAGACUGGGACAGAAUGGAAUAGAGGAUUUUAAGUCUCAUGCAUUUUUUGAAGGACUUAAUUGGGAUAACAUCCGAAACCUAGAAGCACCUUACAUUCCAGAAGUUAGCAGUCCUUCUGACACCUCAAACUUUGAUGUAGAUGAUGAUGUACUAAGAAAUCCAGAAGUGGUGCCACCAAGUUCUCAUACAGGCUUUUCUGGAUUGCAUUUACCGUUUGUUGGGUUUACAUACACAACUGAUAGCUCUUUGUCUGAUAGAGGCACUUUAAAGAGUGUGAUGCAGUCUGACACUGUAACCAAAGAUACAGAUGUACAACGUGACUUAAAGAACACUUCACAAAUAGAAGGCUAUGAAAAGAAAAUACGGAAAUUAGAGCAAGAAAAGCAGGAUUUGAACAGAAAACUGCAAGAAUCUACACAGACAGUGCAGAGCCUCCAAGGUCCAAUGUGUGUUACAGUAAAUACAAGCCGAGAUAAGGAGAUUAAAAAAUUAAAUGAAGAAAUUGAACGGUUGAAGAACAAAUUAACAGAUGUAAGUAAAUUGGAAGCACAGCUUGCAGAUGCAGUGGCUUUUCGACAAGAACAUGAGGACUCCAUACACAAGUUGAAAGGACUAGAAAAACAGUGCAGAGUACUGCGGCAAGAAAAGGAGGACCUUCAUAAGCAACUUGUAGAAGCCUCAGAGAGAUUAAAGACGCAGUCCAAAGAAUUGAGGGAUGCCCACCAGCAAAGAAAGUUGGCUGUGCAGGAGUUCUCCGAGCUCAGUGAGAGGAUGGGAGACCUGCGGUCUCAAAAGCAGAAGCUGUCCCGGCAACUUCGCGACAAAGAAGAGGAGUUGGAAGUGAGCAUGCAGAAAAUCGAUGCUCUGCGACAGGACAUCCGUAAAUCCGAGAAGAUAAGGAAAGAGCUGGAAGCCCAACUCGAAGAAGUUGUAGCAGAAGCAUCGAAAGAACGCAAGCUUCGUGAGCACAGUGAGGUUUUCUCCAAACAACUGGAAAAUGAACUGGAAGCUCUAAAGCUGAAGCAAGGAGGCCGGGCAGCUGGUGCCACACUAGAACAUCAGCAGGAACUUUCCAAAAUUAAGUCUGAGCUGGAAAAGAAAAUCUUAUUUUAUGAAGAAGAGUUGGUCCGACGAGAAGCAUCACAUGUUUUAGAAGUAAAAAAUGUGAAAAAGGAAGUACAUGAUUCAGAGAGCCAUCAGCUUGCACUGCAGAAAGAGAUCAUGAUAUUGAAGGAUAAACUAGAGAAAACAAAGCGAGAGAGGCACAGUGAAAUGGAGGAAGCAGUAGGAACAAUGAAAGAGAAAUAUGAACGUGAAAGAUCUAUGCUCUUGGAAGAUAACAAAAAGCUAACAACAGAAAAUGAGAGGCUCUGCUCCUUUGUGGACAAACUAACAGCACAGAACAGACAGCUAGAAGAUGAGCUUCAAGAUCUAGCAGCAAAGAAGGAGUCUGUUGCUCACUGGGAAGCUCAGAUUGCAGAAAUUAUUCAAUGGGUAAGUGAUGAGAAGGAUGCUCGUGGCUAUCUCCAGGCAUUAGCUUCCAAGAUGACAGAAGAACUAGAAUCAUUGAGAAGUUCCAGUCUGGGGUCACGAACACUGGAUCCACUUUGGAAAGUGCGACGCAGUCAGAAGUUGGAUAUGUCAGCCAGGCUGGAAUUACAGUCUGCUCUUGAUGCAGAAAUUCGUGCCAAACAACUGGUUCAAGAAGAGCUACGAAAAGUUAAAGAUGCAAACAUAUCUUUUGAAAGUAAAUUAAAGGAAUCAGAAGCAAAAAAUAGAGAACUGUUGGAAGAGAUGGAAGGUUUGAAGAAAAAACUGGAAGAAAAAUACAGAACAGAUUCAGGUCUCAAACUUCCAGAUUUUCAAGAUUCCAUUUUUGACUAUUUCAACACCUCUCCUCUUACACGUGAUUUGACUUUCAGAACCAGCUCCAUUAGUGAGCAGGAAAUGCAGGGUCCCAAGUCAGAAGUUUCACCAUCUACUUCAGUUGUAACUGCAGAGCAACAACAAGAAGAACCAAUUCGGCUUCAGAGGAUGCCUGCUGCUCCUUCCCCCACCAUUCAGUCCAUUUCUCUAGCUGUACCAAAGCCUAAAGCUCACCAGCUCAAUAUCAAGUCAUUCACAAGCCCUACUCAGUGUAGUCAUUGCACCUCUCUCAUGGUGGGAUUAGUUCGACAAGGUUAUGCCUGUGACGUGUGUUCAUUUGCAUGCCAUGUUUCCUGCAAGGAUAGUGCACCUCAGGUCUGCCCUAUACCCCCUGAGCAAGCCAAAAGGCCUCUUGGAGUAGAUGUGCAAAGAGGAAUAGGAACCGCCUAUAAAGGUUAUGUCAAGGUCCCAAAGCCUACAGGAGUUAAGAAGGGGUGGCAGAGGGCUUAUGCAGUUGUCUGUGACUGUAAACUCUUCUUAUAUGAUGUGCCUGAAGGAAAAUCCACUCAGCCUGGAGUUGUGGCAAGUCAAGUCUUGGAUCUCAGAGAUGAAGAUUUUUGUGUGAGCUCUGUCCUAGCAUCGGAUGUAAUACAUGCAACUCGUAAAGACAUCCCUUGUAUAUUCAGGGUUACAGCUUCUCUCUUAGGUUUGCCUUCAAAGUCUUGUUCUCUACUGAUCCUGACGGAAAAUGAGAAUGAAAAGAGGAAGUGGGUUGGAAUCCUAGAAGGGUUGCAGUCUAUCCUUCACAAAAACAGACUAAGGAACCAGGUUGUGCAUAUUCCACAAGAAGCCUAUGACAGUACACUGCCUCUUAUUAAAGCAAGUUUAGCUGCUGCUAUUGUAGAUCGAGAUAGGAUAGCAAUUGGUUCAGAAGAAGGACUGUAUGUGAUAGAGGUGACCCGUGAUGGUAAGUUAGGCCAUAAUGCAUGCAAAAUGGCCUCCAGAAUGAGGUGCUCCAUCAUCUUGCCAGGGAUUGAGGGAGAUGGACAAUCUAUAAACCUGGUAAAUCCUAAUGACCCCUCGCUUAUCUUCCUCUCACAGCAGUCUUUUGAUGCCCUUUGUGCUGUGGAGCUCAGUAAUGAGGAAUACCUGCUUUGCUUCAGCCAUAUGGGAGUAUACGUCGAUUCGCAAGGUCGAAGGUCACGCAUGCAGGAACUAAUGUGGCCUGCAACUCCUGUUGCCUGUAGUUGCAAUUCUUCUUAUGUAACAGUGUAUAGCGAGUAUGGUGUUGAUGUAUUUGAUGUUAACACUAUGGAAUGGGUCCAGACUAUUGGCCUGCGAAGGAUCAGACCAUUAAACAUGGAUGGCACACUGAACCUCCUUAACUGCGAGCCACCGAGACUAAUAUAUUUCAAGAACAAGUUUGCAGGAGCUGGCCUCAGUGUACCAGAAACAUCUGACAACAGCAAGAAGCAAAUGCUUCGAACCAGGAGCAAAAGAAGAUUUGUAUUUAAGGUUCCUGAGGAAGAGCGAUUGCAACAAAGGCGGGAAAUGCUUAGAGACCCUGAGCUAAGGUCAAAGAUGAUUUCUAACCCAACAAAUUUCAACCACGUGGCUCAUAUGGGACCAGGAGAUGGAAUGCAGGUUCUCAUGGACCUCCCACUGAGUGUCCUACCUCCUGCACAGGAUGAAAAAACCUGUCCGUCUGCAGCAAACCUCUCACGGCAGCAGCAGCAGAGAAACAAAACCUACAUCUCGUGGCCCUCAUCAAGUGGCAGUGAUGUGGGAGUGGCCAUGCCUUCCCGAAGUAUGUCUGACCCUGACCAGGAGUUUGACAAAGAGCCUGAUUCAGACUCCACCAAACACUCUACUCCAUCUAACAGCUCAAAUCCAAGCGGUCCCCCAAGUCCCAACUCUCCUCAUAGGAAUCAGCUUACGCUGGAUGGACUGGACCAGUCAACCUGUGACGCGUAACACUACCGCUCUCACCAUUCCAGCUCCGGUCAUCCGCUACUCCAUGGUAUUCAAGAGCAGGGCAAAGCUGACUCAGAUGCUAGUGCCAAGACUGACACAGACUCUCUAGUGUUGUACAAGAAUAAUUAUAUAUCCAGAUUGUAGAUACAAACUAUUGAAAUGAAGAAAAUUCUUUACUAAUAGCGAUCAAGCUUUUUAUGCAGAAUUGUUCACUGCUCAGCUAUGGUUGGUUCCUUUCUGCACAGCUGUGACAUGGUUUUAUUGCAUAGGAGCAUUUAAGGCCACCAGUAAAUAGUCUUAUUCUUAUGGUGAAAGAGAAAUAGAGAGAGAUACUGAUAAUGUUGCUACAAUAUCAGGAAUAUUAUUUUUCUAUAGAAUGAUGUAAUGUCUGAUUAGCAGGAAAUCCUUUUAGACAGAAUUUGGACCUCUAAAUAGGAAAUGUGAGCAGGUCUAGUUACAUCCUCAGAUGAAUACACUUUUCCCUUUUUCCCAUAACUGUUUGUUUCCUAAAUCUUAAGGAGAAUGCUAGGAAGCUGUAGGUCGUUUCCAACAUCACCAGGAAGUCAAAUGAAAGCUGGUUAUAGUUUUGUGGCCUUUUAAAUCAUUUAGCCAUUACAUAUACAGCUGCAUAACUGUCUUUCUAUCUUUCUACCAACUUUUUAGUCUUGUACAUAGGACUACUGCCAGUUAUCUCUUUACCCAUUCCCUGCUUUUUAGUCCUCAUCAGUCACUAGUCAGGGCUUUUAAAAUACUGGUAAUUACUGCUGUGAAAAAAAAAAAUUUUACUCCUAGUUCCUGCCUAUCUCCUCCUGAGAAGUUGUUUCUCCUGGGUUUUUUGGUGUAAGGACACACUACGCUGUUUAGCUAGCAAGCCUUCUCGUGGACGCAUUGCCCUCGAAGUCCGCCUGACCUAAGGGACUAUAUCGCACUAAAACAUCAGUCUGCUUUAUUGGCUACCAAAGUGGAACGUGAAGGAUGUGUAACUGGGGGUGCUGCUUUUCUCAUUAACUGUAUCCUCACCUGCAUGAAGACCCCAUGAUUAUUAAUCAAGUAUUGAUCAUGUAGAAAAAUGCACAACACACUCCUGUAUAUUUUGCGAUGGCCCACGUGCAGUGAUGUUUUGCGUGUAUAUUUAAUCUCAUGCUUCCAUGUAUUAUACAUUUAGUAAUCAAGGAUUUGUGACCAUGUUUCAUUAAAAGCUUGUAAUUAAUUCCGUGGCUGGCAUAUCCAGUUUGUCAUUGUCACACUAGUGUGCCUUCUGUGCCAAUUUUAUGACAGUUGGAUGUCACUUAUUUAAAAUUCGGUUUAAAUGGGCUAAUGAUAUGCCAAUGGCUAAUGUUCUUUUCUGAAACACUGUAUAGGACGUGCACUUAUCUUUAGUUUAAACUGAGUGUUCUAGUCAACAUUUAAUCCUGUUACGUUAAGUGUUCGACAGUACUUGCUCUUUUUCUCAGAUUCUUGAUAAAGGGGCUCAGUUAGAGCUGGACACUACUGCUUUGGGGGUUUUCUGGUUUUUACUUUUUUAAUGUAAGUCUAAGUCUUUGUAAUUAUUGAAUUGUGAGAACAUUUUUGAACAAUUUACCUGUCAAUAAAGCAGAAGAGGGAGGUUUUAAAGUU
Messenger RNA from Lepidothrix coronata (blue-crowned manakin), 6614 nucleotides. RefSeq names its product CDC42 binding protein kinase beta (gene CDC42BPB). The transcript has 38 exons. NCBI's taxonomy places the organism in Eukaryota, Metazoa, Chordata, Aves, Passeriformes, Pipridae. The coding region runs from base 177 to 4997 and encodes 1606 amino acids. The record is from RefSeq and is a predicted model, not a curated record. Gene Ontology annotation, molecular function: ATP binding; protein serine/threonine kinase activity. Gene Ontology annotation, biological process: peptidyl-threonine phosphorylation; actomyosin structure organization. Gene Ontology annotation, cellular component: cytoplasm; cytoskeleton.